Molecule: messenger RNA, 1548 nt
Organism: Verticillium dahliae VdLs.17
Lineage: Eukaryota; Fungi; Ascomycota; Sordariomycetes; Glomerellales; Plectosphaerellaceae
Product: cysteine transporter
Exons: 4
Coding region: 1-1548 (515 amino acids)
Biological process (GO): L-cysteine transport
Cellular component (GO): membrane
Molecular function (GO): L-cysteine transmembrane transporter activity
Source: RefSeq, a predicted model, not a curated record
AUGGCUAGCGAAAAGGGUGUGCAGCCCGAGGUGACAAGAGAGACCAAACUGUCCAAAGAGACGGCCGAGACGCACCCUCAAAAGGGAAAAUCAGUCGAAGAACGAAACGCCGAUGUCACCCUGCGGCUCCUCGAAGAACAUGGCGACAAAUUCGGACCCUUGACGCCCGAGGCGGAGAAGAAGCUUCGCAGGAAGCUGUACCUCCGUGUCAUGCUUCUCCUGUCUGCUGUCAACAUUAUGCUUUUUGUGGACAAGUCAACGCUCGGCUAUGCUGCCAUUUUGGGUCUAUUUGAAGAGACAGGCAUUCGUCAAACCGAGUACAACAAUCUGAACACCAUGUUCUAUGUCGGCUACCUGGCAUUUCAGUGGCCGGGUCACUACCUGAUGCAGCGACUGCCGUUUGGCAAGUAUGUUGCGACCACCGUCUUCUGCUGGUCUGUCAUCAUUUUCCUGCACUGUGUGGCUACGCGCUAUGCCGGCCUCAUUGUCAUGCGGCUCGCACUCGGAGCGGCUGAGGCCGUCAUUGUGCCGGCUAUGGAGAUCACAAUUGGCAUCGGCGCCAUGGUCACGGGCUUCAUCUCGUACGGCCUGCUGUGGGCGACGGGGCCGGUGCUCCCGUGGAAGCUCCUCCACAUCGUCACGGGCGGUCUCACACUCCUCCUCGCCGUGUGGGUGUGGAUCGACUACCCGAGCAACCCGGCCGAGGCGCGAUGGUUGACGCUCGAAGAGAAGGUGCAGGUGAUCCGGCGGGUGCACGCGGCGCAGCAGAGCUCGAUCGAGCAGAAGCGGUUCAAGCGAGAGCAGUUUGUCGAGACGCUACGGGACCCCGUGUCGUGGCUUUUCGCACUGCAGUCGUUCACGCUCAUGUUCUCAAACAAUCUCAACUACGGGCAGAAGAACCUCAUCACGACGUCGAUCGGUGUCAGCCCACUGGGGUCGACGCUCGUGGCGGCGGCGGGCGGGGGGUUCGGCGUGGCGUGCUGCGUCGUGGCGACGUUUGCGCUGCGGCGGUGGCCGCGGAACCUGGCGCUGCACGGGACCGUGUGGUGCAUGCCGGCGGUGGCCGGCGGCGUGGCCAUGGUGACGGUGGACUGGGAGCAGAAGAUUGGGCUCCUGGGGUGUCUCAUCCUCGCGGCGUCGACGUACGGGGUCACGUACAUCAUCGCGCUCGGGUGGACGACGUCGACGGCGGCUGGGUACACGAAGAAGCUGACGCGCAACGUCAUGUUCAUGCUCGGCUACAGCGUCGGCAACCUCGUGUCGCCGCAGAUCUGGGUGGCCGGCAAUGGGCCGCGGUUCUACGGCGCCUGGGCGUCCAUGAUCUCGGUCAGCUGGGUGGGCACGCCGAUCAUCUUGUGGAUCAUCCGGUUCAUCUUGGCGCGGCGCAACGCCGAGCGGCUCGAGUACAUUGCGGGCCUCAACGAUGACGAGCGCGAGGGCUUUGUCGAGACGGUGGGCGAGGACGGCGAGGUGGUCCGCACCAAGGUCAGUCUGGCUGUGCUGGACUUGACGGACCUGCAGAACAAGCAGUUCAUCUAUCCCCUGUGA